AUGGAACAUAGAGCUGCAUUGACACCAGAUACUGCUAAAAUUUUAUUAGAGAAUGGUUUCAAGAUCACAGUUGAACGUUCUGAGGAGAGGAUUUUUGAUGACAAUGAGUAUACUCAAGUUGGCUGUACACUGGUUGAAAAGCUUAGCUGGAAAAAAGAUGCACCUAAAGAUGCUUAUAUUAUCGGUUUGAAGGAGCUUCCCGAAAAUGAUAAUUCUCCAUUACAACAUACUCAUAUCUUCUUUGCUCACUGUUUUAAAAAUCAAGCAGGUUGGGAACAAUUGUUACAUCGUUUCGACAGUGGUCAUGGUACUAUUCUUGAUCUCGAAUUUUUAAAUGAUGCUAAUGGUCGUCGUGUUGCUGCUUUUGGUUAUAUGGCUGGUUUCGCAGGUUGUGCUAUUGGCAUUGAUGUUUGGUGUCACCAAAAAUCUAAUUUAAAUAAAAAGUACGGAGCUAUUCAUCCUUAUUCUAAUGAAGAUGAAUUAAUUACAUAUAUCAAAGAGCGUUUGGCUACUGCAGUCAAGUUCAAUAACAAUGAAUAUCCCAAGGUGAUGAUCAUGGGAGCUUUGGGACGCUGUGGUAAUGGUGCCCGUGAUUUUGCUCGCAAAGUAGGUAUUCCAGAAAAGUUUAUUAUUCAAUGGGAUAUGAAUGAAACAAAGACAGGUGGUCCAUUUCCUGAAAUCUUUAAUGCUGACAUAUUCGUCAAUUGUAUUUAUCUUAAUCAACCGAUUCCACCUUUUUUUACUCAAGAGAUGAUUGAUGGAGAACGUAAACUUUCUGUCAUUUGUGAUGUUUCUUGUGACACCACCAAUCCUUAUAAUCCUAUCCCUGUCUAUUCAGUGAAUACAACAUUUGAUAACCCUACUAUUCCCGUGAAGACAAGUAACCCAUAUCCUCUUGAUGUCAUCUCGAUUGAUCAUUUACCAACUCUCUUACCAAGAGAAAGUUCAAAUAUGUUUUCACAUGAUCUUUUGCCAACACUAUUAGGUUUAAAAGGUCGUACGACUAACCCUGUUUGGAUGAAUGCUGAGAAUCUGUUUAAAGAAAAAGUAAAAGCUUCAAGACAUUUUUAUUCUUAA
Cokeromyces recurvatus is the source of this 1077-nucleotide messenger RNA. RefSeq lists its product as uncharacterized. NCBI's taxonomy places the organism in Eukaryota, Fungi, Mucoromycota, Mucoromycetes, Mucorales, Mucoraceae. Gene Ontology annotation, molecular function: saccharopine dehydrogenase (NAD+, L-lysine-forming) activity. The record is from RefSeq and is a predicted model, not a curated record. Gene Ontology annotation, cellular component: cytoplasm. Bases 1 to 1077 code for a protein of 358 amino acids. The transcript is spliced from 4 exons.